This is a messenger RNA of Asterias rubens (European starfish), 4494 nucleotides long. Its product is annotated as insulin-degrading enzyme-like. Gene Ontology annotation, cellular component: mitochondrion; cytosol; peroxisomal matrix. Gene Ontology annotation, molecular function: metal ion binding; metalloendopeptidase activity. Gene Ontology annotation, biological process: peptide catabolic process. NCBI's taxonomy places the organism in Eukaryota, Metazoa, Echinodermata, Asteroidea, Forcipulatida, Asteriidae. The record is from RefSeq and is a predicted model, not a curated record. The transcript is spliced from 24 exons. The coding region runs from base 105 to 3200 and encodes 1031 amino acids.
GUACAGCUUGCAGGCAAAAAUGCAGACCAACACAAAAUAAACACUACCAGUUUUUCCACAAUUUGUGCUUUCAACAGCUAACUGAUCCAAUUCUUUAUUAGCAGAUGCUUCGUCUUCAAGCCCUUCGUCGUGUAUUGAAUCAACCCUGUGGUGGAAAAAUUCAGCUUGAUCACAGAGUGCGGAAUCAGUCUUUGUCUUCGUCUCGGUCAGCUUCCAAAAUGGCCGCAGAGAGCAGCAUCGCCAAACGGGUUGACGCCAUCGUCAAGUCUGCGGAGGACAAGCGUAUGUAUCGAGGUCUUGAAUUAAACAAUGGGAUGACCAUCUUACUCAUCAGUGAUCCUACGACCGAGAAAGCAGCUGCAGCGAUGGACGUCAAUAUAGGUUCAAUGUCUGAUCCAUGGGAAAUACCAGGCCUGGCACAUUUCUUGGAGCACAUGCUUUUCCUGGGAACAAAAAAGUACCCCUCAGAAAAUGCAUACUCUCAGUUUCUGAACCAGCAUGGAGGUUUUGCGAAUGCCUACACAAGCCUGGAGCACACAAACUUCUACUUUGAUGUGUCGUAUGAUCAUCUCCAAGGAGCUCUGGACAGGUUUGCCCAGUUCUUUCUCGCGCCUCUAUUCAACAAAGAUUCUCAGGAGAGGGAAGUCAAUGCAGUGGACUCUGAGAAUGAGAAGAACCUGAAAGCAGAUCUAUGGAGGUUGUACCAACUGGAGAAGUCCACAGUUGACCCGGAACAUCCAUUUUGUAAAUUCAAUACAGGAAACAAAGAAACACUUCUGACUAUUCCAGCAGAGAAGGACAUUGAUGUCAGGAAAGAGCUUCUGAACUUCCAUGAUACCUACUACUCAUCCAACAUCAUGGGGCUUGCUGUGCUUGGAAGAGAGUCCCUGGAUGACUUGGCUGAGAUGGUCGUUCCUCUGUUUUCUGAAGUGGAAAAUAAGAAGGUGACUCCUCCAGAGUGGCCCCAGCAUCCAUUCACUGAAGAUCAAAUGAAGGUGAAAUGUAACGUAGUCCCAGUGAAAGAUAUCCGACAGCUCAAUGUGACUUUCCCAAUACCAGAUCUGAGGGAACAUUACCGAUCCAAGCCAGCCCACUACCUAGGUCAUCUCGUAGGUCACGAGGGAGAGGGUAGUCUCCUCUCAGAGCUGAAGUCCAAAGGUUGGGUUAACACGCUGUGCGGCGGGGCCAAGGAUGGAGCGAAAGGUUUCAUGUUCUUCAUUAUAAAUGUUGACCUCAGCGAAGAAGGAAUCGACCACGUUGAAGAAAUCGUCAGACAUAUGUUCCAGUAUCUGAACCUCCUUCGCAAAGAAGGGCCCCAGGAGUGGGUGCACGAGGAAUGCCGGGAUCUAGACGCCCUCAAGUUCCUGUUUAAAGAUAAGGAGAGGGCUGCUGGUUAUGUAACGCGGGUAGCCAGCAUGCUUCAUGGAGAAUACCCUAUUGAGCAGGUCCUGAGUGCACCUUUCAUGAUGCCUGACUUUAGACCAGACCUCAUUGACAUGAUACUGAGUAAACUAACCACAGACACUAUCAGGGUCGCCAUAAUAUCCAAGAGUUUUGAGGGAAACACAGAUUCGGUUGAGAAGUGGUACGGCACAGAGUACAAAAUAGAACAUCUUCCGCCAAAUCUCCUUGAGAGCUGGAAGGACGCUGGUCUGCACGAUAGCUUCAAACUUCCACAGAGGAAUGAGUUUAUUGCAACCAAGUUUGAUAUUCUACCGAGGGCUGAGGACUGCGUGGACUCCCCUAAAGGAACCACAGGAUCACUACUACCCACACUGAUUAAAGAUACUCCCUUUACUAUGCUAUGGUUUAAACAGGACGACACAUUCUUACUGCCAAAAGUCUGUUUCUUGGCAGAAUUUGCAAGCCCAUUAGCUUACAUGGACCCUCUUCAUUGCAACCUGACAUGUCUAUUUGCUGUCCUGCUCCGAGACUCUCUCAAUGAAUAUGCAUACGCUGCAGAGCUUGCUAACAUCAACUACGCGAUUGAAAGCACAGUCUAUGGAAUCAAUAUUCAACUUGGCGGCUACAACGACAAACAAACCUUACUACUCAAGAAGAUCCUGGAGAAAAUGACUAACUUUACCAUUGAUGAAAACAGAUUUGAUGUCAUUAAGGAAACGUAUUCCAGGAUGCUGCAGAAUUUCCGAGCAGAGCAGCCCCAUCAACAUGCUGCGUACUACACAACGGUACUCAUGUCUGAACAAGCGUGGACCAAGGAGGAAAUGUUUGAAUGUAUGGACGAAGUAACCAUUGACCGUAUGAAGGCAUUUAUUCCUCAGUUCCUAUCCAGGCUUCAUAUUGAGGCACUGGUUCAUGGCAACAUGACACAACAACAAGCCUUGGAGGCAAUGGAGAUGGUUGAGACUGUCUUGAAGACCAAAGGGAACACCAAGCCACUCUUACCGAGCCAGCUCAUCAGACACAGAGAAAUACAACUUCCUGACGGUUGUUUUUACAACUACCAGCGUCACAAUGACGUCCAUUCCUCAUCAGGGAUUGAGGUAUAUUACCAAACCGAUGUCCAAUCAACAAGAAGCAACACCCUACUAGAGUUAUUCUGUCAGAUCAUCAGUGAACCGUGCUUCGAUACACUCAGAACCAAAGAACAGCUAGGGUACAUAGUAUUCAGCGGCGUCCGUCGUUCAAAUGGUGUUCAAGGUCUGAGAUUCAUCAUCCAAUCAGAGAAGAGACCUCAAUAUCUGGAUAGUAGGAUUGAAGCUUUCUUACUCAGCAUGCAGACACACAUUGAGGAACUUUCGGAUGAGGCGUUUCAGAAGCACAUAAAUGCCUUGGCUGUAAGACGACUUGAGAAGCCCAAGAAACUAACAAGUGAAGCAUCAAGGUACUGGGCUGAGAUCACUGCAAGACAGUACAACUUUGACAGAGCCAACAUUGAGGUAGCGUACCUACAGACCCUGACCAAGCCUGACAUACUAACCUUCUUCAAGGACCUCUUGGCGAUAGAUGGUCCUCGCAGACACAAGAUGUCUAUCCACGUCAUGCCUCCUGUCCAAAUCACUGAACAGGGACCCGGAGGGGACCAUCCUGACCAGGCGACUACCAAUAGCAUGGACCUGCUACCAGCACCACCAAUGCCACAGCCAACCAUCGUGCAAGAUGUGACCGGCUUCAAGGCGGGCCUUCCAUUAUUCCCCCUACCCAAACCUUUCAAUGGCGGUGCAAAGUCUAAACUGUAGAGAGAUGAUGUUCAAUCUGGAUAAAAAUGCAUCACCUGAUUUAUGGUAACAAAUAAUUAUUCAAAAUAUCUGAUAGUUAUUAUACAAAUUUACAUGGUUUUAGGGUGAAUGGUUGAAAGUUAGCUCCCCGAGGUAUUGGGAGGUUACUAGUUCCCGAGAUGGGAAGAUAGCGACUGGCACGUUAUGUUGAAUGGACCAUUAAGAACUCUGCUCUUGGUCAUGAAUAUGCAUGAGGUAUAGUAAUAUCCUAUAGUCAAGGAAGUUUUAAACUUUCACUUAUGACACAUAAAAUAGAAAAAAAAACGAAAAAAAAACCCGUCACCUGAUUAUACUCCCGUCAUGCAAAGUUUCAAAUCCAAUUUCACAUUUGGGUAUAGGAUACAUACAACCCAAGCACACACUAUUUUAUGUAACAAAGAUUUCUUGCAUUAAGCAUUGCAUUUGCAAAUGUAUUUAAACCAUUUGACUCUGAAUGUGGUUUUGAUAUACGCAAAAUAAAUUCCGUGUUAGAAUUCCUGUGACAUGCAUUAUGGAUUUUUGCGUCACAUCACAUUAGAUGACCGGAACAAAAGUCUCCCGUACUUAGAUGCAGGGUGAUGUAUCUUUAGCCAAUGUGGAUGCAGUAAUGUGUUUUUCCUCCAUACAAAUGAUAAUAAUCAAACUCAAAAUGAAGACAGUCUGGUACCUCACGUCUUUUUGUAGGAGAAUCAACAUUUGCAGCAGCUUUUAUAGAUAUACAUGUAGGACACUAGACUAAGAUGGCUUGUGCUUGAGGGUUGUCAACGUCUUGAGACUCUAUGCUGAAAAUUGAAUCGAAAGAAAGUUAAGUCAAGAGAAAAUUGCUCAUCUUUUUAAAGAUCUGCUUGAUUACAGGAAUCAAAUUAUUCGGUUAGUUGGUUAAAGGCCAUUCCCCCGCCUGAAGUACUUGUGAUUAACAAUAUUUGUCUAUGACAGCAGAACAUAGUUUAGCAGAUUUAGAAAAUUGACCAAAUUGUUUAUGGAGUCUUAUUUUUCUAAAGAAAAUAAUAUAAUUACUAUACUAUGUAAAGUUCAGUGUUUAGGACGUCUUAUUUAAACUGACCUUCAAAGGCACUGGACACGUUUAGUAAUUGUUAAAGACCAGUAUUCUCAUUUGUUGUAUCCUAAAAAAUGCAUAAAAUAACAAAUCUGUGAAGACUUGGCCAAAUUGGUCAUAGAAGGUUUUUGAUACCUGGGGUAGACUAAAAUAUUUUAGUGAGAAGUCACCCCUUUCUCAAAAACUAUGUUAUUUGAGAGGUAGUCCUUUCUCACAAUG